GGAAUAAUUAAAAUUUGUGAAAUUUGAAUAUCAUAAACUGCCAAAUAUACUUGGUAGCGGUUUAUGGAUUGAAAGUCAAAAUUUGUUAAUUACGCAUAAAACUCCUGAAUUAAAAGCGAUUUUCUUUGUGGAAAUUCUUUGUUGGUAAACAAAGGAUUGUGAAUUCCAUAAUGUGGUCUCAUCUUCAACGGGGUAGUUCGCCCGUAGAUUGGUGCGAAUCUAAUUACUCUAUAUCUCCUAUGAUCGCCGAGUUCGUUAACACAGUCAGCAACAUCUUGUUUUUCCUGUUUCCUCCGGUUCUCAUUCAUUUGUUCCAAGAGUAUGCAAAGUUUGUUAAUCCAGCCAUAAAUUUAUUAUGGAUCAUGCUGAUGGUGGUGGGCCUGAGCUCGGCCUAUUUUCACGCGACCCUCAGUUUAGUUGGUCAACUACUGGAUGAGAUAGCCAUACUGUGGGUGUUUAUUGCUACAUUUGCUAUGUUUCUGCCAAGGAGAUAUUUUCCCAAAUUCUUAGGAGGUAAUAGAAAAAUGCUAGCAUUGUACGCGUGUGUUUUCUCAUUUGUAUCAACUGGCUUCCUGCUGAUGUAUCCAUUCGCCAACGCCUUUGCUCUGAUGGCGCUCGUCGUACCCAGUUUAAUGUUCAUGUACAAGGAGUUAUUAAGAGUAAAAUGCGCGCGCGUGUACCGCCUAGGGUUGCGCAGCAUGGCCGUCUGUUUCCUGGCCCUAUUCUGCUGGAUCAUCGACCGCCUCUUCUGCGACGCCUGGCUCUCCAUCGACUUCCCCUACAUGCACGGCGUUUGGCACAUCCUUAGCUUCAUCGCCACCUACACGGCGUUCGUAGUGUUCGCCUAUUUCAAUGUCUCUGAGGAGAACCCGGACCAAAAACCUGUGCUCAAGUAUUGGCCAAGCAACGACUUCGAAUUGGGUAUCCCGUAUAUUUCUGUCAAACGUCCGUGUAAGAAAGAUGAAGAUUUGGCAAUAUAAAACGCUACUUCUAUAUGUAUAUGUAGUACGUAUAAAGACACGUUCACAUUAGGCUUGAUCAGCCGUUCCUUAUGCCGUACUUUUGGUGUAUGUAUCCGUAGUGUAAACGCUCUAUUCUAAAUAUAUGCUAACUGACGGCUGACCGUAACCAAACUUGGAGCCUAAUGUGCACGUGCCCUAAAUGAGUCGCUAAAUCGAAUGUGAUAUGUGAGUGUGAAUUAGACUGUAAAUCGUGAUGUCUUUGUUUAGCUAAACGCUGUAAAUGUAAAACAAAUGCAGCUCGCUAAACGUAGCAUAAGAUAUUAUGUAAUUUGAUUAUUACCGUGAAAUUCAAUUUCAAUAAGUUUAGGUACCAAAGUAUGACAGUAGCCAUCAAAAACAUUCUUACACACCCGCUUUUUGUUAUAAUACUUAUUUUGGAUCAUAAUGUUCGGUCCGAUAUCAAAAUUCUAAUCGCUACUGAACAGUGCCCCUUCGAAUCAUGACUAGCGUACGUAGGACCGACAUUCGUUAGACAUUAUAAUUCAGAUUCCCAUAUAGUGUUUCUACGGGGAGCGCACUAUGUGCCGCAUAAGGAUGCCAAUAAUAUGUUAUAAAUAAUAAUUAAUACUGUGGCGUCACGUAUUCAAUAAUGUUCAACAGUAGUUUCAAUGUUAAGUAAAGUUGAUUUAAAAGAAUGUAAAUAAUCAAAACUACGGGAAUCGGCUUAAGAUAUAAUACCAUUGAUAUAAAAAGUUACUCUUUUAUAUAUCAUAUCAAUCGUCUCAUUAUAUACCCAAAUUUGUUUACAUUGUUUUAAAUACCUAAAAAACAGAUUAUAGAUAUUAUGACUAAAUAUAAAGUAAAGUUUUAAAGAAAGUAUAUUUUACGAUUAGCUGAUAAUAAAUGAGUGAGAAACAUGUUUUUUUUAAUUUUAAUAAUUAAUAUGCUGAAAUUAGCAAUGUAAAUCUUGUGUGCACAUAUAGAUAUCCACAUAUUUAUUACUUUUAUUAGAUCUAUUAUAGUGUAAUUAAUUAAUGCAUUUAUUUGGUAAAUUAUUAAUAGAAUAUUAAGGUAGCAGACAAAUUGGAAAGAGGUUUAUGUAUUUAGUCUAUUACUUUUUUUUAUCUAUUGUUAAAUCAAAACAUGUUGUAGAUAUAAAAUGUGGUAAAUAACUAGUAUAAAUCUGUGACGUUAUAAAAGUGUCAGUGCAGCGGGCUCAUAUUAAAGUUACAUAUAUGUAGCUGGUCAAACAAGUUUGUCAGUAGAAAAAGGCGCGAAAUUCAAAUUUUCUUUGGGAUAUCUCUUAUAGCGCCUACAUUUUUAAAAUUUGCCGCUCUUUUCUACUGGCGGAAAUAGCUUGACAGAGUAUAGUUUUAUGUUGUUAUGCGUGUAGCCUCUCCACGAUUUACUUAAUACCUAUAUUUUGGAGCUAGAUUUGUGUUGUAGGUACCCUAAGCUUCAGUUGGCACCUUAUUACUUCCUAGAACGUGUUUAGUCUACAGGCGAGAACCUUGAAUAAAUCAAUUCAAUUGGCUGGGUUGCCUUUUUGUAGGUACAUAGACGAUCCAAACAAUGUUGUCGCCGUUGUAGAUGCGAAAAGAAAAUAAUUAGGUACGCACGUCAUUCUAUAUAAAUUAAUGUCCUUUCAGAAGCAACUCGUUUAUUAAAACUAAAAUUAACUACAGUUAAGAUAACUAAAGCUAAAAAAUUUAAAAUACCUAUCAAAAUUUUGCGCCCUUGGUAGGGUGUCCAUCACGCAGGCAGCGUUCCCACGCUGGAUUGCUAUGACCAAUCUUUGCGCGAGAAAGCUGCCUUGCGAGGGUCACCUGUGGCCUCCCUUAGGCGUUUGCUGAGCGCUUUGUGUGUGGUGUCUCGACGCCAAAGGCUACAAAUUCGUAUAGUGUGCGCCGAGACAACUAUAUUUAUUCGCCUUAAAGCGUUCUCGGACGUCAGCCGCCGCCCCGGCCUGUUUGCUGGUGGCUGAAAUGUAGGACAUUUCAGAAACCGUUUUUACCUUUUAACAAUACUUUUGAACAAAGAGUUCAUGAUUGUAGUUAGUAGAUCUGGUAGAUGUAAUUGAUGUAAAGUCUAAGUAAAAUCGUGCCCUCGAGUUUGAAAGCUAAACCAGAUGUCGCUCUAUGGUGCCAUUUUUUGUGGUAACUGAAUUGUCGAACGUCAUCUUUUGACAACUAGAGCUACUGCAUAAUCUACGAAGCUGUACAGUGCCAAUGUAUCUACAUUAUCUGUCAAAUCCGAAACACGAUUUGUCUCACACGAUAUAUUUUACAAUCAAUGAAUUAUGAGCUUAUUAGCUUAUGAGUAUGCCUAAUAUUAGGGAUAGGUACCCGGUACAUUAGGUGUAAAUAAGUUAUGUGGCAUAGGUACAUAUAUAAAUGAUUAGCUCAAAAUUGACAAACAUUGAUCUAUAAAAUACGGGUUGUGCUCACCAUCAGCAUCAUUCAUAAAAAUCAUUUUGAGCUUGUUUUAUUCUAUCUGCCGACAUGAAAUGAUGAAACCUAUAUUUUAAUGUUGUUACCUUCUAAAUCUUCUAAACGUGCUCGCCAUUUAAGUAUAAGUAUGCAUCAUCAUUGAAAUUGUAUUAUUUUUAUAGUAUUAUAUUGUUAGUUAGAAUUCUCUAAUUAGGACGAACCAAAUGUAUAUUUACGCUGUGAUUUUGUUUGGUUUCUAUUUUAUUUGUUAACUUUUUGGCUCGAGUGGCAAUGUUUUACGAAUAGCUCAUAUAUAUAUUU
Molecule: messenger RNA, 3712 nt
Organism: Cydia splendana
Lineage: Eukaryota; Metazoa; Arthropoda; Insecta; Lepidoptera; Tortricidae
Gene: bwa
Product: alkaline ceramidase
Exons: 5
Coding region: 171-980 (269 amino acids)
Biological process (GO): ceramide catabolic process
Cellular component (GO): membrane
Molecular function (GO): hydrolase activity, acting on carbon-nitrogen (but not peptide) bonds, in linear amides
Source: RefSeq, a predicted model, not a curated record